AUGCACGCCCUCUGGCUCCUCGCCGCGGCGGCCGCUUCGCGGGCCCUCCGCUGCACCGCCCAACCGGGCCCCGCCGCGGCCGCGCCCGGGCCUUCCACGAGGAGAAUCCCGGACAGGCUCCUGUUCAACCACAGGGUGAACCUGCUGAAGAGGCCGAAGAGGGACAGAGACCGUGCCGCCAACGUGCGGCGGACGAUCGGCCUGGUGCACGGCGUCUCCGAGGUGCAGUUCCUCGACGACGACGAGUGCAGCACGCUGAUCGCGUCGACGCACUCCCAGCGGCUGGCCUCCUACUUCGACGAGGAGCCGAUCGGCAUGUACAAGUCGGACAUCUGCAGACUCGCGCAGCUGGCUGCUGGCGGCUACUACCUCGACACGGACCUGGAGGUGCUGCGAGACUUCCGUACCACUUUGCCUGAGGAGGUCGACUUCGUGUCCGUCAUUGCGUUCCAGUGGAUCGGCCCGAAAAACCCGAACGAGAUGUACAAUGCGUUCAUUGGCGCCGCAGCGGGUCAUCCAGUGGUCCGCCGGGCUAUGGACAUGUGCCUGGAAUACUACGACGGGCGCAACCGAACCCUGGUGACAGCUCUGGGCGAGCACAUGCGAGGCACCAUGCUGAUGCGCAUGGCAUACGAAGAGUGGGCCGGCGAGGAGAUGGCCAGCGGACCGCAGGUGCGCCCCCCGUCCGGGCUCUCGUACUUCUGGGACGAGGAGCGCCUCAACCAGGACGUGUACCCGGACGUGGUCCCCCAAGAGGGCGAGGGCACGAACUGCAACGUUGCGGUGGUGGACCGUUCCCAGCAGGUGGCGCUGUUCUUCUCCCACUCCGUGGGCAGGACGACCUCCUGCCGCCCCAGGGGCUCCGGCAUCUCCGCGUCGCGGUCCAGCGCCGAGCUCUGA
Messenger RNA from Prorocentrum cordatum, 900 nucleotides. Lineage: Eukaryota; Dinophyceae; Prorocentrales; Prorocentraceae. The record is from the annotation of a GenBank genome assembly.